AAGGCAUAAAACUUACAUAAAAACAAAAGCCGAGUCAGGAGUUAUGGCAGCUCUAAACAAGUUUCUGGUUUCUCUCCUUAUUCUGGUGAUUGCAGUUGCAAUGCAGAGCCAGCAGGCUCAUUCGCAAAGCUGCCCAGCUCAAUUGAACAAUCUAAAUGUGUGCGCGCAGUAUGUGGUGCCUGGUUCUACUAACACCAACCCAAGUGCUGAGUGUUGUAAUGCACUGCAAUCGGUGCAGCAUGACUGCCUCUGCAACACUCUCCGUGUCACCGCCCGCCUUCCAUCCCAAUGCAAUCUCCCACCUCUCAGUUGUGCUGCCAACUGAUGCAGAAGUUAUCAUCCAGAGAAUAAUGUCAUUUCCAUUAUCGUCAACUUUUUUUUUUUUCUCUUUUUAGUUUUAAUGUAUUCCGAGAGUUCAAGCAGAAACUUCCAUAUCAAGAAAUAAAUAUAUUGUAGUUCCUCUUUUAAGGGACAUGCAUGGAACUUAAUUAAUUAAAUAGCUAAAUGUACUUAGCAAGCAAAUACUAUAUUUUAUAAUAGAAGUUAUUAAUUAAUAUUA
Messenger RNA from Jatropha curcas, 559 nucleotides. Its product is annotated as Bifunctional inhibitor/lipid-transfer protein/seed storage 2S albumin superfamily protein. NCBI's taxonomy places the organism in Eukaryota, Viridiplantae, Streptophyta, Magnoliopsida, Malpighiales, Euphorbiaceae. The record is from RefSeq and is a predicted model, not a curated record.